ACCAUCUGAAGGAGCGGCUUUCUUUCUUGUUUCAGCACUUUUUGUAGAUACCGAACCCACCAAAAUCGUAAAUGCAAGCAAUGUGCUUAACACGAACAUUUUGCUUCCUACGAUCGCUAUAGCAUACAGGGAUCAAUACAAUUGCAAAAUCAACGGCACUACCAUGACUCCUAAAACGCGAAAGCUUGCUGUAGAUUUGGCCAACGCUUAUCGUACACUUGCAACAACUGGAGUGUUUGGGUAUCCACCAAGCCAGAACAUGUAUCAAUUGGAAUACUCCUGCUUUGCUGAGGAAUCCGCAAUAAAAAUCUGCAGUCAGCAGUCACCACUCAACCCUAUGAGGAACCUGUCCUCCAUCCCCAUAGCAGCCGCCUUCGAACUGUGGUGGGGCAAUCACGACUUUGGUGCUUUCAUUAAUAGCACUGCAGUCUACGACCCUACGUUUGAUUAUACCCUAUUUUCUCAAAUGGUUGCGGGAUACGCUGUCGGCAUAGGAUGCACCGAUACGUGCUAUGGUAAAAAAUCGGUGUUCUGCUCUUUCCUACAGUGCACGGCUAUGAGUAAUUUCGGCAUGAUUUAUGAAGUGGGAUCUGGUCCAUGUAUGUUCGACGAUGACUGCAGCACGUUCCCCGGUUCCACGUGUAACCAGAAUAAUGGGCUGUGUGUCAAAAAUCCGAACACUUCGCUUUGCCCUCCCGGUGUGUACCCGAAUGUGUAG
This is a messenger RNA of Haemonchus placei, 718 nucleotides long. NCBI's taxonomy places the organism in Eukaryota, Metazoa, Nematoda, Chromadorea, Rhabditida, Trichostrongylidae. The record is from the annotation of a GenBank genome assembly.